AUGUCUAGAAAGUUUAAUAUUGCCAUGGUCACUGAUUUUUAUUAUCCAUCAACUGGUGGAAUUGAAACACAUAUAAGACAUCUAACAAAUAAUCUUAUAAGUUUGGGACAUAAAGUAAUUGUAAUAACUCAUAAACACUGUAAUAUGAAAGAAGCCAAAGAAUUUCGUGACAUAAAGGUUUAUAAACUUAAUCUACCAAUAGUGGCACUUAAUACAUCAUUUCCAAGCUUAUACGCAAAUUUUUAUAUUUUUAAAAAAAUUUUCGAAUAUGAAAAUAUUGAAAUUGUGCACGGCCAUUCUACAAUGUCAAAUUUAUGUUUAGAAGGAUUAUUUCAUGCUAGAACUUUAAAUUUAAGAACUGUAAUUACUGAACAUUCAAUAUUUGAAAAAGGACCAUUUGAAAAUGUAGUUGUAAAUUUAUUAUCAAAAUUUAUACUAAAAACUGUUGAUAGAUGUAUUUGUCCAAGUAGAACAUCCCAAGAAAAUUUUAUGACAAGAAUUAAAUUAUCUAAAAGUGUUGUAAAAGUUAUACAUCAUGCAGUUGAGGCCAAAAAAUUUUAUCCUGAUUUAAAAAAAGAAAAAUCAAAAACUGUUAUAAUUAUGUCAAGAUUAGUAUUUAGAAAAGGAAUAGAUUUAUUAAUAAAAGCAAUUCCAUUGAUUUGUACUUUAGACAAAAAUAUAAAUAUUAUUAUUGCCGGGGAAGGACCAAAAAAAGAUGAAAUUGAACAAGUAGUUGAUGAAAAAAAAUUAUCUAAUCGUGUUAAAAUUAUAGGUGAAGUUCAACAUAAACACGCGGGGGAUAUUUUACGAAAGGGUGAUGUUUUUUUGAAUACUUCAUUGACUGAAACUUUUUGUUUAGCAAUUUUAGAAGCAUCUAUGUGUGGUUUACAUGUUGUAUCUACAAAUGUUGGAGGAAUACAUGAGGUUUUACCAAAAAAGUUAAUUACAUUUGCCGAACCAACACCGGAAGAUUUAGCUCUAAAAGUUGUUAAAAAGAUAAAUGAUUUUGAUAAAAAAGAAAUUGUAUCACAAUAUGAAUAUUUGAAAAAAAAUUAUUCUUGGAGAAGAGUGGCAUUACAAACAGAAGAAAUUUAUAAUGAAAUAAAUCAUAGAAAUCUUGGGAUUAGAAAUAGACUAUUGGAAUAUAAUUCAAUAUUUGAACAUUUUUUAAUUAUUUUAGAAUAUGUAUGGUUAUAUUGUAUUUAUAUUUUUACUUAA
Molecule: messenger RNA, 1218 nt
Organism: Vairimorpha ceranae
Lineage: Eukaryota; Fungi; Microsporidia; Nosematidae
Product: gpi-anchor biosynthesis protein
Exons: 1
Coding region: 1-1218 (405 amino acids)
Biological process (GO): GPI anchor biosynthetic process
Cellular component (GO): glycosylphosphatidylinositol-N-acetylglucosaminyltransferase (GPI-GnT) complex
Molecular function (GO): phosphatidylinositol N-acetylglucosaminyltransferase activity
Source: RefSeq, a predicted model, not a curated record